AUGCUGCAAUUGCAAAAGCAACCACCCGCAACGUAUAAAAUUAAACAUAUUAUAUUAAAACAUGGAAAAAGGCAAAAGGAAAGGCAACUUUUUCUUUUAUACUUAUUAAAAAUAUAUUUAAUAUAUUUUUUAAAUUUUAAAGCAAGCCCCGAUUAA
Messenger RNA from Gaeumannomyces tritici R3-111a-1, 156 nucleotides. RefSeq lists its product as hypothetical. The transcript has 3 exons. The record is from RefSeq and is a predicted model, not a curated record. Bases 1 to 156 code for a protein of 51 amino acids. Lineage: Eukaryota; Fungi; Ascomycota; Sordariomycetes; Magnaporthales; Magnaporthaceae.